AUGGCACAUUCCGACCAGAACUCUCCAAUGCUCGUCCUCGGAGCAGGCACGUUCGGCCUAUCCACUGCCCUCCACCUCCACCGUGCAGGAUACACUGACAUCACAAUUUUUGAGCGAGCGGAAUCCAUACCCUCGCAGUAUUCCGCUGCAUAUGAUCUUAACAAGAUCGUAAGAGCGGAGUAUGAGAACACAUUCUACACCGAUUUGGCCCUUGAAGCCAUCAAGGAAUGGAAGACUCCUCUUUUCGCGCCGUACUAUCAUGAGACGGGCUACAUUGUUGCCUGCUCCGGGAGAGCUCCAGAAAAGGCAAAGAAGUCCCUGUCGACUGCCCUGAGCUCGAUUUCCAAGCAUGCAGUCUUUGCAUCAGGCAUCGAACCCCUAAAGGGUGGCGAUGCCUUUCGCAAGUUCGCCUGGCAGCUCGAUGGACCCAUGGCUGGGUACACCGGGUAUUACAACCGGCUAGCAGGGUAUGGACAUUCUGGAAAUGCAUUGAAAGGCGUGGCGGAAUACUUGACAUCUCGUGGUGUGCGGUUCGUGACUGGAGAGCGACGAGGUAGAGUUGCCGAGCUCAUUUAUGAGGGCUAUGGCAAAUCAAGGCGCUGCGUUGGUGUGCGCACCGUAGCUGGGACGAAAUACCAAGCAGCAAAAGUGAUAUGUGCACUGGGGUCAUUCGGAGCCGCCUUGAUACCCGACUUGGGGAAAUUUGCGGUGGCAAGGUGCUGGUCGGUUGCACAUGUCCAGCUCACGGAAAAAGAGUGCGAUUUACUUCGAGGACUUCCAGUGGUCAACGUCAGAGACCUCGGCUUUUUCUUUGAGCCGGAUCCAGCUACCAAGCUGUUUAAGCUCUGUCCUCUCGGUGCUGGCUACUCCAACACUGAUGCAGAUGGUAUAUCCUUACCCCCUUCGGAAAACUCAAGCGAGACAUCGUUCAGCGACUGGAUCCCCAAGGCAGAUGAGGUGAAGCUGCGCACUCUUCUGCAUGAGAUGCUUCCGUGGAUGGCCGACCGUCCAUUCGUGGACAAGAAGUUAUGUUGGUUCUCAGAUUCGAAGGAUUCCGAGUACUGUAUAGAUUUCGUCCCAGAUACGAAUGAGUCAUUAGUCGUCAUCUCAGGAGAUUCAGGCCAUGGCUUCAAGAUGAUGCCAAUAAUGGGAAGCUGGGUGGUAGAACUGCUUCGUAAAGGCAGGCAAGAGAGGGAGUUAUGGAGAUGGCGCUCGGAGGAUGUGGCCAGUCCUCACCGUAAGUGGGGGACUGCAGUAUCAUGGCGCGUGGGCGAGGCAAAAGAGUUGGAAGAUGUUGCUCAUGAAGACCGAGCCCGGCUAGGAGCACGACUAUGA
This is a messenger RNA of Exophiala oligosperma, 1335 nucleotides long. RefSeq lists its product as uncharacterized. The transcript has a single exon. Gene Ontology annotation, molecular function: flavin adenine dinucleotide binding; saccharopine oxidase activity; sarcosine oxidase activity. The record is from RefSeq and is a predicted model, not a curated record. Lineage: Eukaryota; Fungi; Ascomycota; Eurotiomycetes; Chaetothyriales; Herpotrichiellaceae. Bases 1 to 1335 code for a protein of 444 amino acids.